AUUGUCUCAGAUAAAAUGGUAACGGUAAGGUGUUUAAGAUGUGAAGAAUAAGAAACUAAAAAUAUUUAAGAAAUUUUGGAUCGGCGAGAGAGCAACCAAACAUUCGGAAGGGACUUGCGAUGGUGUUUUCUCAGAGAGAAGAUCGGCAUCUGCUGCUCUGGCUUCUUCUCUUUGCAGCCUGGGAGGCAGGGAGCGGCCAGCUUCAUUACUCCGUCCCAGAGGAGGCCAAACACGGCACCUUUGUGGGACGCAUCGCGCAGGACCUGGGGCUGGAGCUGGCUGAACUGGUGCCUCGCCUGUUCAGGGUGGCGUCCAAGGACCGCGGGGACCUUCUGGAGGUAAAUCUGCAGAAUGGCAUUUUGUUUGUGAAUUCUCGGAUCGACCGGGAGGAGCUGUGCGGGCGGAGCGCGGAGUGUAGCAUCCACCUGGAGGUGAUCGUGGACAGGCCGCUGCAGGUUUUCCACGUGGAGGUGGAGGUGAGGGACAUUAACGACAACCCUCCAGUAUUUCCAGUAGCCACAAAGAAUCUUUUUAUCUAUGAAUCUCGGCCGCUGGGCUCCCGGUUUUCGCUAGAGGGCGCAUCAGAUGCAGAUAUAGGAACCAAUUCGUUGUUGUCUUACAGUCUUAACUCAAGUGAAUACUUUUCUUUGGAUGUCAAAAGAAAAGAUGAGGAAAUUAAGUCCCUGGGACUCGUGUUGAAAAAACUUUUAAACAGAGAGGACAUUCCUGAACAUAAUUUAUUGAUAACUGCAGUUGAUGGUGGGAAACCUGAGCUCACUGGCACCACUCAAGUGAAGAUCACUGUUCUAGAUGUGAACGACAACGCCCCAGCAUUUGAGAAGACAUUCUACAAAGUCAGAUUACCCGAAAAUGCUCCAAAUGGUACUGUAGUAGUGGAUGUUGAUGCCUCUGAUUUGGAUGAAGGAGUAAAUAAGGACAUUGUAUAUUCUUUUCACCAGGAUAUGUCACUUGAAAUCCUGUCAAAAUUCCACUUAGACCCAAUCAGUGGAUACAUCACUGUAAAAGGUAACAUAGAUUUUGAGGAAACCAAAUCUUUUGAAAUCCAGAUAGAAGCAGCAGACAAGGGAACCCCUCCAAUGACAGAUCAUUGCACGGUUCUAGUUGAAAUUGUGGACGUCAAUGAUAACGUGCCUGAAUUGGUCAUCAAGUCAUUAUCACUUCCUGUGUUAGAAAAUUCUGCACCCAGCACUGUCAUCGCCCUGAUCAGUGUGUCUGACCGUGACUCUGGAGCCAAUGGACAAGUGACCUGCUCUUUGACCCCUCAGGUUCCCUUCAAGCUGGUGUCCACCUUUAAGAAUUACUAUUCUCUUGUGCUGGACAGUGUCCUGGACCGAGAGACCAUCUCUAACUACAACGUUGUUGUGACUGCCAGGGACGGGGGCUCUCCUUCUUUGUGCACCACGGCUAGCGUGUCUGUGGAGGUGGCUGACGUGAAUGACAAUGCUCCUGCAUUUGCGCAGCCGGAGUACACAGUGUUUGUAAAGGAGAACAACCCUCCUGGCGCGCACAUCUUCACGGUGUCAGCGAUGGAUGCGGACGCACAGGAGAACGCGCUGGUGUCCUACUCGCUGGUGGAGCGGAGGGUGGGCGAGCGCUUGCUGUCGAGCUAUGUGUCCGUGCACGCGGAGAGCGGCAAGGUGUUUGCGCUGCAGCCUCUGGACCAUGAGGAGCUGGAGCUGCUGCAGUUCCAGGUGAGCGCGCGGGAUGCUGGUGUGCCUGCCCUGGGCAGCAAUGUGACUCUGCAGGUGUUUGUGCUGGAUGAGAACGACAAUGCGCCCACACUGCUGGGGCCUCACGCGGGCAGCGCAGUGAGCGAACUGGUGUCACGGACAGUGGGUGCAGGGCAUGUGGUGACGAAGGUGCGUGCUGUGGACGCGGACUCUGGCUACAACGCGUGGCUCUCUUAUGAGCUGCAGUCAGCAGCGGGCAGUGGACGUCUUCCCUUCCGCGUGGGUCUGUACACCGGUGAGAUCAGCACCACACGUGUCCUGGAUGAAACAGAUGCCCCGCGACAGCGCCUAUUGGUAUUGGUGAAGGACCAUGGCGAGCCGGUGCUGACAGCUACAGCCACCUUGCUUGUGUCUCUGGUGGAGAGUGGGCACACGCCAAACACCCCAUCCCGGACUUUGGUGGAUUCUGCCGGUAGGGAGGCUUCGCUUGUAGAUAUCAACGUGUACCUGAUCAUCGCCAUCUGUGCCGUGUCUAGCCUGUUGGUGCUCACGCUGCUGCUGUACCUUGCACUCAGGUGCUCCACAGCGCCCACGGAGGGCGGUCCUGGGAAGCCCAUGCUGGUGUGCUCCAGCGCAGUGGGGACCUGGUCAUAUUCGCAGCAAAGAAGACAGAGGGUGUGCUCUGGAGAGGGCCCGCCCAAGACCGAUCUCAUGGCCUUCAGCCCAAGUCUUACACCAUGCCCAGUUAAUCAAGAUAAAGAAGACAAACUGGUUGGAGACAUUGAUUUCUCCAUCAAACCCCGGCAGCCCAACCCUGACUGGCGCUACUCUGCCUCGCUAAGAGCAGGCAUGCACAGCUCUGUGCACCUGGAGGAGGCUGGCAUUCUACGGGCUGGUCCAGGAGGGCCUGAUCAGCAGUGGCCAACAGUAUCCAGUGCAACACCAGAACCUGAGGCAGGAGAGGUGUCCCCUCCGGUGGGCGCCGGUGUCAACAGCAACAGCUGGACCUUUAAAUACGGACCAGGCAACCCCAAACAGUCCGGUCCCGGUGAGUUGCCAGACAAAUUCAUUAUCCCAGGAUCUCCUGCAAUCAUCUCCAUCCGGCAGGAGCCUGCUAACAACCAAAUUGACAAAAGCGAUUUUAUAACCUUCGGCAAAAAGGAGGAGACCAAGAAAAAGAAGAAAAAGAAGAAGGGUAACAAGACCCAGGAGAAAAAAGAGAAAGGGAACAGCACGACGGACAACAGUGACCAGUGAGGCCACCAAAUGGAAACAAGCCACUUAGCCAGUUUUUGUAAUAAUGGCAAAUCUCUCCCAUGUAGCAACUCCCCGCUCCUUUCUCCUAUGACAUGAGCCCUCAGAAAUCUGCAGAAAGUUCCCUGUGUCUGUCUUGAUCGCAUUUAACAGGUUUUGUCUUAAAAAGCUUUCCUAAGUCUGGUGUUAACUCUCUCUCUCUCCACUCUGGCUUGUUUUCAGAACCUAAAAAGCAGACCCAGGUUUCCUUUCUCCCCCGCCGCAAAGGAGAAGCUUCCCAGCCCCGCCAGUGAGAGUUGGACUCUCUGCCCUGUGCUUCAAGCAUCCUGUCUUGAUGAUAUUUGCAGGGCAGGCUGAAAGGUAUUCAGGUUGAGCAGUUGGGUGUUUGUGGUCACUGGGUAUGUGUGGCUACCAAGAGUGUUGGAGAGCCUGGUAUUGGCUGGGAUGGUCCAGAUUAGACUAGUUAACACAAGGAGGGCUGGGGCUCAAAGGCACAUCAACACCGGGAGUCUUUCAUCUGGAGGGGGAAAAUGUGAAACUUACAAGGACCAGACUUUCUCAAUCUCUCAACUAGACAUAUGAUGGCCAUCCUCUAACAGACAAAACCAUCCCCACCGGCAAAGCUUUAGGAGCCCCUCAAGUGUGCUGGCUAUAACAUCACUGUAUUCAAAACCUGCAGUAUGCACACGAGCCAGCAGUUCAAGCGUUUAACAAGAGGGUCGGCCAGGGCAACAGAAGCAGAUCUGAUGUGUUUCCUGUACACGUCCUUGUGCUCACGCUAUUAAAAAUUCUUUUGCACACAAUGUUUAUGAAAAGGUCUCAUCCUUUUCCAACAACACAUAUGCAAAAGCAAAAGAAAAACCCAAGACCUCACUUUAUGCUGUUUGUUGUUUGAUAGAUUUAUUAAAAAGAAAAGAGAAAGUCGAUAGCUAUAAAUCUUUAAAGGAAUAUGAUGAAUACAAUCCCCCCAACCUUCCCUCAAAAGAGAAUCCAGUCUACAGCCAUUUGAAAUGAUCGUUGCUGCUACAGAAGUGCUUUAAGAGAAUUGCCUGGAACAUCUGUAUUAUCCCGGCCACCUGCCAAUCACAGCUUUACUCUUUCAGGUCACUCUGGGGCUGCCUCUUGCAUGUAUUAAUUACUAAAUAGAAGGAUCUUUCUCUCUUUUCUAAGAAAAAUGAUGUGCACUUUGAUUACACAACCUUCUCUAACCCACGAUAUCAAGACCCAGAAACUGAAGAAAAAUCUUGUUUUCUCAUGCAUACAGUGAGCAGACUUUUCAUUCCUCUGGUUCUGUGGUUGUCUCGGUGUGCUAGCCUACACCUCCACCUUGUUUAGCUUUCCUUUUCUAGAACACUCUGAAUUGCUAACCUUACUAACACCUAUGAUGUUACCUGAAUCAAUCUCCCAUAUGUAUGCUGUAUGCUAUUAUAAGACUCCUGAGAUAUACUUACUCUGUGCUUGUGUAUGUGAAUGUUAAUGCAACUAUUACCUAGAGUGAACUUUAAGCUUUAUUGUUGAAUGUAAGCCCAUUAUAUUUCCUUUUGUACACCUGUGGAAAAGUGGAAUAGUGUUUUUUUUAAAACCAUUGUUAAUCAGCUUUUGUGUAUGAAAGACACAGUAAAAUUUCUUUCUUAAAUCAAGAUGCUGGUGAUUCAAGGAAUUUUAUUUAUGGUCAGCCAAGGGCUGUCUCUUGCCAAGAAUCCUGCUGGCAAGGGAAAAUGGAUAAAGCUGGUUUUUUUUUUUCCUAGUAAGAAUUCUGGAAUAAAUACUGAAGAAAGUCCCUGAGGGUAUGCAAGCACAAAAUUGUACCAAUCUGACCUCUUUGAAUUUGCAGACUGCUUUGAAAUGCUAUCCGGAAUAUCAGCUUGUAGAAAGUAAUAAAAUUUACUGUUACCAUAAAUAAGACAUUUUAAGUUUAUUGUGCACAACUUAGAUGUUUGAUUAAUUAUAUUAUCUACUUAAAAGCAUAUAAAAGAGGUAGGAGUCUGUUUUAAAAGGCAUAAAAAAUCUCAAAAAAAAAAAACCUGUCUUGUCUACUUUUAGCUUCAUUCUCCCAUAUUUUGAAGGGUGUGUAACUUCAGCUCUGCAGGAUUGCAUGGGGUAAAACUCGUUGACAGCGCAUGUGAACCAUUGCUACAUUGUAGGUUGUGAUCAUUUUGCCCCACUGAAGCCCAUGUAACUGACCUUACGUGCCUUUUGAACUAGGAGAAUCGGGCUAUAAUUUAUUAAUGAUGAUAAUGAUAAUGUAUAUGUACAGCACUUUUUAACCUUACAAAGUGCUUUCCAAUUCGUGUUAGUUAUUAGUUAUUACAGCUGUAAGGAUAAAACACGUCAUGUGGAUUCAUUUUUAAUUGGUGCUAUUGGUAUUUCCUCUGUUCUUGCUAAUAAAUGGAAAUGGUGGUGUGAAAGC
Messenger RNA from Mus musculus (house mouse), 5355 nucleotides. RefSeq names its product protocadherin alpha 3 (gene Pcdha3). Gene Ontology annotation, cellular component: plasma membrane; membrane. The record is from RefSeq and is marked validated. The coding region runs from base 120 to 2948 and encodes 942 amino acids. NCBI's taxonomy places the organism in Eukaryota, Metazoa, Chordata, Mammalia, Rodentia, Muridae. Gene Ontology annotation, biological process: cell adhesion; homophilic cell-cell adhesion. Gene Ontology annotation, molecular function: calcium ion binding. The transcript is spliced from 4 exons.